Molecule: messenger RNA, 1709 nt
Organism: Colossoma macropomum (tambaqui)
Lineage: Eukaryota; Metazoa; Chordata; Actinopteri; Characiformes; Serrasalmidae
Product: serine/threonine-protein kinase 32B-like
Exons: 12
Coding region: 219-1457 (412 amino acids)
Biological process (GO): G protein-coupled receptor signaling pathway; protein phosphorylation; regulation of signal transduction
Molecular function (GO): G protein-coupled receptor kinase activity; ATP binding; G protein-coupled receptor binding
Source: RefSeq, a predicted model, not a curated record
UCUCUCUCUCUCUGUCUCUCUCUCUCUCUCUCUCUCACAUAUGUAAAGAUGCUGUCUCUCUCUCACACAUGAAAGGAUGCUGUAGCUCGUGUCUGCCUUAGUCAUGAUGUGAAACUCUCUCGCUCCUCUUCAGUAGCCUAACAGGUGUAGCUUAUUUAGCAAUGGAACUGCCUUCAUGCUCACAUUCUCUGGAGUAAGGGCCGUGUGUCCAGGGGAAUAUGGGCACCCAUCAGUCCCACACACCACCCGUGUUUGAGGAGGGGGAAGACGUUAAUUUUGACCACUUUCAGAUUCUCAGGGCUAUCGGAAAGGGGAGCUUUGGAAAGGUGUGUAUUGUGCAGAAGCGAGACACUAAGAAAAUGUACGCAAUGAAAUACAUGAAUAAGCACAAGUGUAUUGAGAGAGACGAAGUCCGAAAUGUGUUCCGAGAGCUGCAGAUCAUGCAGGGGCUUGAGCACCCCUUCCUCGUCAACCUGUGGUAUUCAUUUCAGGAUGAAGAGGACAUGUUUAUGGUGGUGGAUCUCUUGUUAGGGGGAGACCUUCGCUACCACCUGCAUCAGAACGUUCAUUUUAAAGAGGAAACAGUGAAGCUGUAUAUCUGUGAGCUUGCUCUAGCUCUUGAUUACUUACAAUCAUGCCACAUCAUACACCGAGACAUAAAACCAGAUAAUAUCCUGCUGGAUGAGCAUGGUCAUGUCCACAUUACAGACUUCAACGUCGCUACAGUACUAAAGGACUCUGAGAAAGCCACAUCUAUGGCAGGAACUAAACCAUACAUGGCCCCAGAGAUGUUCCAGUCCUUUGUGGAUGGUGGUCCGGGUUAUUCCUACCCUGUAGAUUGGUGGGCCCUGGGCAUCACAGCAUAUGAGAUUUUACGAGGAUGGCGGCCGUAUGACAUCCACUCCAGCACAGCAGUGGAUGAUGUCCUCAACAUAUUCCGUGGUGACCGCGUGCGGUACUCGUCCACCUGGUCCAAGGGCAUGGUUGCUCUGCUCCGCAGGUUGCUCACUAAAGACCCAGAGAGUCGUCUGUCAUCUAUUUCGGACACCCAGAAUCUUCCAUACCUGGCGGAUGUGAACUGGGACGCCGUGUUGGAGAAAGCAGUUCCACCAGGUUUCACUCCCAAUAAAGGACGUCUGAACUGUGACCCCACUUUCGAGCUGGAGGAGAUGAUUCUAGAGUCGAAACCUCUGCAUAAGAAGAAGAAGCGACUGGCCAAGAGUAAAUCCAAAGAUGCCAACAAAACCUCCAGCCCACUGCCCCCCCACCUGCAGCAGUGUCUAGACACCGUUACACAAGAGUUCAUCAUUUUCAACAGAGAAAAGUUAAAGAAGCAGGGUGACAGUGUGAAUAAAACAUCUUCACUGUCAGCACCAGACAAACUGCAUGACGGACACAACGACAACAACAACAACAACAGCAGGAUCUCUCAGAGAAAUGGUGUGUGCUACAGCUAAUACUGACCAACUACUAAAACUGACCAGCGGCUAAUGCUGACCAACAGCUAAAACUAACCAAUGAUGGUCAAACUACCCUUGCUCUUCUGCCCUCCUGCUUUUCUUUUUUGGAGCUUCAUGACUAAAUAAUGGGUCCAGACACACGCUGAAAUGUGGAAAAGUAGGACAGUGUUCUGACCUCCUUCUGACCACAAUACUGUCCUCAAGUCCUCAAAACACAUACACAAAGCAUGGAGUAGACACAGCACAAAA